GCCACAUAAACGUAAACACACGCCUACUUGUCGGUAAACCCGGAUGUUAGGAGACGACUCACCGCUGUAUCCGUGGCAUCAGGUGUCUGGAUCUGGUUAGCUGCCUGAGCCAACAAGAUGAUUAGAGCCGGAGGACUUUUGAAACUGGCGGCCUUGAUUUCGGUCUUAUUUCUGGCCGUGUUCUUUGCCUUUGAGCUUUUAGAGAAUAAUAUGAACUUGGGAAACUUGGGAAAAGUGUUCGCACGAUCUGCACCUGUAGAGACAGCCUCCCCCAAACCUCCACGCAACAAAUGCGGCCUUCCUAAACCGUGUCCUGAGGACUAUUUAGCCUUUAAGAUCACCAGCGGAGCAGCAAGUGUAGUCGGCCCUAAAAUCUGUCUUCAGGACAACAUAGUAAUGAGUGGAGUGAGGAACAACAUCGGACGGGGUAUUAACAUCGCUUUGAUCAACGGAAAGAACGGCGAGGUCCUCGGGAUUGAUUCCUUUGACAUGUGGGAUGGAGACGUCAAACUCCUUAUCAAGUUCUUGAAAGCGAUAGAAGAUGGAACCAUAGUUAUGAUGGCAACGUUUGAUGAUCCUGCCUCAAAGUUGAAUGAUGAAGCUAGACAGCUGAUAGCGGAUUUGGGCAGCACGGCCAUCAAUUCUUUGACCUUCAGAGAUAACUGGGUGUUUGUUGGUGGUAAAGGGAUUAAAACGAAGAGCCCCUUUGAACAGCAUAUCAAGAACAAUGGACAGACCAACAAGUAUGAAGGCUGGCCGGAGGUUUUGGAGAUGGAAGGAUGCAUUCCCAUGAAACACGACUAAAAGCAACCUCUCUUCAAAUUGUUUCCCAGAUUUCACCAAAACAACUUUUAUCAGGGUUGUGAAAGCGUGAGAGGUUAUGGAAGGGAUCUUGCUACGCAAAUUGUAAUAUAUAUACAAGUUAAUAUCCUACUGUUUAAAGGUAAAGUUUGUACGAAUUUUGCAGUAAAAUAUAACAAAACCACUAGGCCAAUGUUAUAUAUAUAUUUCAGCUGAGUACUUACAAUGUCUCAAAUGUUUCCAACUGCUUUUAAAUCCUGAGAACCGCGACCGUUAAGUCGCCUGUCAAUGGCGUCAUAUCCGCGUUUCCCUUCGUUACCGCCUUUACUGACGUAGCAACCCCGUGACACUGUCGUAGACAGAUGCGGAAGUAGUUUGUACCGCCGGUCUGUUGAGCAUUAUUGCAAAUGAUGUGGUUACGUUCAAAAUAACUUUUACUAUGAUUGAUUUGAACACUUAGAACUGCGCAGUGUUAUCACAACAUCGAAUUGGACAAUAACUUUAACGUCUAUGACUAACAAUUUAGUUUUAAACCUUAUAUUAAUCGGGUCUAAUUCAUUAUAAUGAAAUAAAAUGAUUUCAUCAAACGGAACAUGUAUUAAACUUUAUUAGUUUACUUCUUCCGCUAACAUGAUUUCUCGUUCCCGUUUUAUUGAUUGAAUACAACAUAUCCCACCAUUCCAGGCUUCUAGACAGCGUCAUCAAGCUACGCGAUUUUUGUUGUUAUGAUCGCGCGCCCUCUAGUGGCGAUUUCUACAAACUGUACCUUUAAAUAGUAAAAUAUAGACUUCAAGUUGAAAAUAUGAAGGUCAUCUUUCUGUAUUUAAACCUUUACAUGUCUGCAUAGUUCAUACGCCUUUUCAUCAAAACAUUUACAUGACUUUUACAGUCAUUUAUCUUAAUCAGAUUUUUAAAGCAUGAACUCACAGAGCAAAUCCUUGGACUUGAAUUAAACUAGUCGAACAGGUCUGGAGAUCACCGAUUGAUUCCAUGAUAAUGGGAAACCUGUUUUAUCUUAUACUGCUAAUGGAAUGCAUACAAAUCUUGUCCAGAGAUUGAAGGUAGUGGAUGUUUUACUCUUAUUUUUUUCUUUGAGUAUGUUGAUUCAAAGAUGUAUGGCUGACAUCUGCUUUUCUCAAACAAUUUCUAUUGCUUGCAGUACAUUAAUUUAUUUUUGCUCUCCUUAAAAAGGGAUUAAUUUUUCUAUUAACAUGUGGAAAAGGGAUUUUUUUUAUUAAUUUAUCAAUCGAUUUGUUUGAAAGGAUUUUUAAAAUCAUGGAUUACUAACUUUGUUACACUUUAUGGCUCCAGUGUGAUGUAGGACUACUGCUUUUACAUUGAUGAAAUUGUAUUUUUAGUGAAUAGUGUUACAGUUAGUGGGUUACUGCAUAUGAAGAUUUCUAUUGAUUCGUCUUUUUUUUACUUUUUGUUAGCUUUCUAGAUUUUGUAGUUAUAAGAGCUGUUGUACAACAGAGGCUGUUUUCAUGCACAUUAAGCAUCACGUUGAUACUAUUUAACCACUUGGCUGUUAUAUUCCAUAUCGUGCCUUCUUGAUAUCAUGUCAGAUUUAUGUCUACCAAAUUCUCCCAGUUGAUGAAGUAUGUGGAAUAUUAAUUUUUCCAAUGUUAUGCACGAUUAACUAUAUACAUUUGGCAGACACUUUUAUCGAAAUACUAUCCAUGCGACUCUGCAUAUCAUGACCAGUCUAUCUUUUUAGAAAACCCAUGUGCCUUAUUUGUGAUUAAAUAAUACUAGAAAUGUAUCCACACCAAUUUUGUGUGCAAUUUAAAUCGGCUCUUUUUAUUACGAUUUAAAUUAUUUUAAAUUGAGGUAAAUCUUUUGUUGUGUGAUACAGUUUCCAAUACUCAUUCCUGAUGUCUCAAAAUUAUUUUGUAAAGAGUUUUCUUAUUAAAAUGAACCCGAGCAAAGGUUUGCGUUCUGA
Triplophysa dalaica is the source of this 2743-nucleotide messenger RNA. It is a transcript of the gene fam3c, whose product is annotated as FAM3 metabolism regulating signaling molecule C. The transcript is spliced from 10 exons. NCBI's taxonomy places the organism in Eukaryota, Metazoa, Chordata, Actinopteri, Cypriniformes, Nemacheilidae. Bases 118 to 804 code for a protein of 228 amino acids. The record is from RefSeq and is a predicted model, not a curated record.